This is a messenger RNA of Bradysia coprophila, 719 nucleotides long. RefSeq lists its product as uncharacterized. The record is from RefSeq and is a predicted model, not a curated record. Lineage: Eukaryota; Metazoa; Arthropoda; Insecta; Diptera; Sciaridae.
CAUCGCAUAGUUGCAGACAGUCGACUGCAUUGCAAAUUUGAAGAACAAAAAACAUUGAAAAUGUGGCAAAUACUGACGAUUACCUUAAUAUCAAUUGGUGUAACUGCCGGUAACGGGGUGUGCCCCAAUUUUGAAAGAUACAGACACAACCCUUCCUACUUGAAGUAUCUGGACGGUGAACUGGUCAUGGUAUAUACUACCUCCAGCUAUGUCCUCGAAUGCGAACAAAUUUCCUGGACUGUAUGUCCCAACGGUAAACGUACCGCCACGCUCAAAGAUGCCGCUGGCUGUCGGAGAGUAAUCGACAACUUUGACACCAGCAAUCCGGAAUACAUUCAGCAUACCAUGAGCCCUGUAACAACGUGUGUCAAGCUACCAUCAACUAGAAUAGUUAGGAAGAAAUUGUUCAAAAAGGUGACGACGUGCGACAAUCUUUGCAUAUUCAUUGCUAUUUGUUACCCUCGAAAUGGCAUUUUGGUUGCAUGUCGCAAGCCACCACGAGACAUCCUAAUGAGAAAUCUUGGAACAACACUGGCAAACUUGGUCGGCUCAUCGGCAUCAGUGAAACCCAUAAAUCAAGCAAACUGCGUAUUCGGUAGCACUUGUUCCCUUUAAAAGUUUUAAACGGAAGCCAGAAUGGGUGCAAGUACCAUGGACAUAAUGCUAAAUUACUGGCUGUUACAUUCGAAUUUUACAAUUAAAAUAGAGUAGACUCAGUG